GAGUGAGGGGCACCGGCAGAGCUGUUGGGGGCAGGGUUGGAGUAGCAGGGGGCUCCGGGUCGGGAGUGAGGGAACUAAUUUAAUGUUCCCUGGUUCCAGGGGGUGAGAUUUUGGGGGAUUGUGUCAAUCGCCUGGAUAAACCUUAAUAAAUAGGUUUAACACCUUUGGGUCCGUUGUAUUUAAAAUGUGGCUGUGUAUGUGGAUAUGUCAACACUUACAAUGCCAGUGGUGCAGCUUCGGUGGAGGCAGGGAGGAGUUAAUCCCGUCCCGGGGCGCUGUCUGCACCGGGGUUAGGUCGGCUUGCUCUGGGGAGUGGAUUUUUCACAGCGCUAAGCAACCUGUCGCUCUGACUUCUCGGUGUAGCCCAGGCCUGGUGUUGCAGAGUUGUGUGCCAGUGGGAGCUGCCCGGAGAGACAGCUGGGUUCCCGGCAGCCGCGCCAUGUUUGACGAAGGGGGGUGGAACAAGGAGGAUGGCGGGGAGGCUCUCAGCCAGGCUCUCCUGCACCCUCGGUGCCGCCCUGCCCAGCGCUGCCCCCCGGUGAGCCCCCCUGUCCUUCCAGAGACGUGGACUCACCUGCCUCCCAGAGGCUCCUUGCACAAGCAGCGCAGACGGCUCCUCGCGACCCUGCAGCGCCUGGAGGCUUCGAGCUGCACGGAGCCUCCUCAGAGCCCCGGGCCCCUGUCGGGGGACAGCGAAUCUGAGUCUGACUCUGCGGACCGGGCGGGGAGGAAACAGCCCAGGAAACAGAGACGGGGCCUGAAACCCAGAGCUGCCUCCUCCCCCCGUAUCGCCCAACGGGCUCCAAGCGGCUCCAGCGCUCCCCAGGCAGGGCCAGAGCCAGACCCAGCUGGCAGGAGACGGAGGAGAGAUUGUGCAGCAGAGGCCCCUGGGGACAAAGCGCGCACGCCCAGCAAAGAGCCGCCGAGCCGGGAGCCGGGCGCAGCCACUGGCGGGCCUGGUCCAGUGCUGAGCAGGAAGCAGUGGAGGAACAAACAGAAGAAUAAAAGGCGACAGAAGAACAAGUUCAAAGUGGGCGUGGGGCUGGAUGUGGGGCAGAGCCUGGACUUGGGGCUGGAUGUGGGGCAGAGCCUGGGCGGGGGGCUGGAUGUGGGGCAGAGCCUGGGCGGGGGGCUGGAUGUGGGGCAGGGGACCUCGGCACUGCCCCCGUCGGAGCUCUCGGGGGCGCUGCGGGCCCGGAUGGAGGAGCGGCUCCAGUCAGCCCGUUUCCGCUACAUCAACCAGCAGCUCUACACGUCCAGCAGCCAGGAGGCAGCCCGGCUCUUCCAGCACGACCCUGCUGCCUUCGCCAUCUAUCACCGCGGCUUCGCCCGGCAGGUGGGGCGCUGGCCCGAGAAUCCGGUUCACCGCAUUAUCCAAUACCUGCGGGGGCGGCCGGCCUCGCUGGUGGUGGCAGACUUUGGAUGCGGCGACUGCAAGAUUGCGACCAGCGUCAGGAACAAGGUUCACUCGUUCGACCUGGUGGCUCUGAGCCCACGUGUCACUGUGUGCGACAUGGCCAAGGUGCCGCUGGCAGACGAGUCUGUGGAUGUCGCCGUGUUCUGCCUGGCGCUGAUGGGCACCAAUCUGCGGGAGAUCCUGGAAGAGGCCAACCGGGUGCUGAGGCCAGGGGGCAUGCUGAAGGUGGCAGAGGUUGCCAGCCGCUUCGCAGACAUCCGGGCCUUUGUGAGUGCCGUGACUCAGCUGGGCUUUCAGAUUGUCUCCAAGGACCUGGACAAUCCGUUUUUCUACAUGUUUGAUUUCUCCAAGACGGGGCCCCCCCGGGCUGGGGGGAAGCUGCUGGGCCUGGCGCUGAGACCCUGCCUCUACAAGAAGCGCUGAGGGGCCCCUCAGCUGGUGUCUGCCCUGGGGCCCCACCCCUGCCCUGCUGGGGGCCCCACCCCUGCCCUGCCUGGGGGCCCCGCCCUGGGGGCCCCACCCCAUGCCCUGUCCCGGGGGCUCCGCCCUGGGGGCCCCACCCCAUGCCCUGUCCCGGGGGGCCCCACCCCUGCCCCGCCUGGGGGCCCUGCCGCAUUGGGGGGGCUGGGGAGCUGUUUAGUCUCCCAGACAUGCCUGGGG
Chrysemys picta bellii (western painted turtle) is the source of this 2077-nucleotide messenger RNA. RefSeq names its product ribosomal RNA processing 8 (gene RRP8). Gene Ontology annotation, cellular component: rDNA heterochromatin; nucleolus; chromatin silencing complex. The record is from RefSeq and is a predicted model, not a curated record. Gene Ontology annotation, biological process: regulation of transcription by glucose; rDNA heterochromatin formation; cellular response to glucose starvation. Lineage: Eukaryota; Metazoa; Chordata; Testudines; Emydidae. Gene Ontology annotation, molecular function: methyltransferase activity.